AACCUGACAUGCAGCUCCUUGUUCCUCUCUGUCUCAGUCAUAAGCAGUGAUUCUGUCUCUUGCAGUAAUGAGUCUGACGUGGUGGAGUCUCUGGAUGCCGUCUACUCUACAGGGACUUUUGUUCAGAUUCAUGAGAUGCAGGACCUGGGAGACAAGCUGAGGAUGAUCGUCAUGGGACACCGCAGAAUCCGGAUCACUAAACAGCUUGAGGUGGAGGUUGAGGAGGAAGCAGCGUCCCCUGUGUUUUCAGAGACUGAAGCAGAGCCCAAACCUUCACCCAGACGCAAAGCCAAACGCAGCCGCAAGGACCAACCGGGCUCUCCGACAGAGACGCUGGAGGAGAAGAUUUCAGAAGUAGAUCUGACACCAGAACUUCAGCCUCUGCCCUCGUCCAACAUCCUGAUGGUGGAAGUGGACAACGUUCAGCAUGAGCAGUUCACCGUCACCGAGGAGGUCAAGGCGCUAACGGCAGAGAUCGUGAAAACCAUCAGAGACAUCAUCGCACUCAACCCCCUCUACAGAGAGUCAGUCCUCCAGAUGAUGCAGGCUGGUCAGAGAGUUGUUGAUAAUCUCUACCUCAGCGACAUGGGGGCAGCUCUGACGGGAGCAGAGUCACAUGAGCUUCAGGAUGUCUUGGAAGAAAUCAAUAUCCCAAAGCGUCUCUACAAGGCUCUGUCUCUGCUGAAGAAGGAGUAUGAGCUGAGCAAACUGCAACAGAGGCUGGGUCGAGAGGUGGAAGAGAAGAUCAAACAGACUCACAGGAAGUACCUGCUGCAGGAGCAGCUGAAGAUCAUAAAGAAGGAGCUUGGUUUGGAAAAAGAAGACAAAGAAGCUAUCGAGGAAAAGUUCAGAGAAAGACUCAAAGACAGGACUGUCCCUCAGCACAUAAUGGAUGUCAUCAACGAAGAACUCAACAAACUGGGACUGCUGGACAACCACUCCUCAGAGUUCAAUGUGACCCGUAACUACCUGGACUGGCUGACCAGCAUGCCCUGGGGCACCAACAGUGAGGAGAACUUGUUGUUGGACACAGCCAAAGAGGUUUUAGAAGAAGAUCACUACGGAAUGGAUGAUGUGAAGAAACGCAUAUUGGAGUUCAUUGCUGUGAGUCAGCUGCGUGGUUCCACUCAGGGGAAGAUCCUGUGUUUCUACGGCCCCCCGGGGGUGGGGAAGACCUCCAUCGCCCGCUCCAUAGCCAGAGCCCUGAACAGACAGUACUUCAGGUUCAGCGUGGGAGGAAUGACUGACGUAGCUGAGAUUAAAGGACACAGGAGAACUUAUGUGGGAGCAAUGCCGGGGAAGAUCAUCCAGUGCCUGAAGAAAACCAAGACCGAAAAUCCUCUGGUGCUCAUAGACGAGGUGGAUAAGAUCGGUCGUGGUUACCAGGGUGACCCGUCCUCCGCCUUGCUGGAGCUUCUGGAUCCUGAACAGAACGCCAACUUUCUUGACCACUACCUUGAUGUUCCCGUAGAUCUGUCAAAGGUUUUGUUUAUCUGCACGGCUAAUGUGCUGGACACCAUCCCAGAGCCGCUCAGAGACCGGAUGGAGAUGAUCAAUGUGUCAGGAUACGUGGCCCAGGAGAAGCUGGCCAUCGCUGAGCGCUAUCUGGUCCCUCAGCUCCGCUCUCAGUGUGGUCUGACUGAGGAGAAGGCCUCUAUCUCAUCAGAUGCCCUCGGCCUGCUCAUCAGGCAGUACUGCAGAGAGUCUGGAGUCAGGAACCUGCAGAAACAAGUUGAAAAGGUUUUCCGCAAAGUGGCGUUCAGUAUCGUCAGCGGUGAACAGAACACAGUGACUGUCACACCUGACAACCUGCAGGACUUUGUGGGUAAACCUGUUUUCACAGUGGACAGAAUGUACACCGUCACCCCGCCCGGAGUGGUGAUGGGCCUGGCAUGGACUGCUCUUGGAGGGACUACGCUGUUCAUGGAGACGUCGCUGCGUCGUCCCACUGGAGGAGCGGACUCUAAAGGAGAGGGGUCACUGGAGGUCACAGGUCAGCUCGGGGAUGUUAUGAAGGAAAGUGCAAAGAUCGCUUCAACCUACGCCCGAGCCUUCCUAAUGGGCAAGGAACCAGAAAAUCACUUCCUGGUCAACUCCCACCUGCACCUGCAUGUUCCUGAGGGGGCAACUCCGAAGGACGGACCAAGUGCUGGGUGCACAAUUGUUACAGCCCUGUUGUCCCUGGCAACCAACAAGCCAGUGCGUCAAAAUGUAGCCAUGACUGGGGAAGUGUCUUUGACCGGCAAGAUCCUGCCAGUAGGUGGAAUAAAAGAGAAAACUAUUGCUGCUCGUCGGGCCGGUGUGACCUGCAUCGUCCUACCAGCUGAAAACAAGAAGGACUUCUCCGACCUACCAGACUACAUCACCCGGGGCAUAGAGGUCCACUUUGUGGAUCACUACAGCCAAAUAUACCCCAUCGUAUUCCAACAGGACGAGUCGUAACACGCUUUCACAAACAGCACUGAAACCAAGCAAGGAUGGAGCAGAACGUCUUCUCAUCUCACUUCAGAAAACCACCAAGCACCGAUUGUCUCUCUGCUAGCAGUUAGUAAAGAAUCCAACUCUCGCUCUCUGACUCUUGAGGUCCGGUCAGGUGGUGACCUGGUUUUUCCUGAAGUGAUCCAGAGGCCCGGUGGCUUGUUGAUUCAUUAUUGGUUAUAUAUCUUUUUGGUUUCAGCCACUACAGGACCCCCUGAAAGUAGGGGGGGUCAGUCAUUGACUGAAACCAUGCAGCCGACUGUGCCAUAGAAGAGCAAACAGUAAACAGAUGGUGAUGACGAACACUGGCCCGUCAUUGACUGUGAUGUCAUUGGAGGAAGAGAAGCGUCUUUACCCACAACUCUCAUUGUACAGAGCUGUGAAAAGACUCUUUAAUAGAUUUUUAUAUUAUUUUAUAUUAUUGUGGGCCAAAUGUGUUGAAGAUGAUGUAUAAAUAAAUUAAACAAAGACAGUG
This is a messenger RNA of Labrus bergylta (ballan wrasse), 2953 nucleotides long. The record is from RefSeq and is a predicted model, not a curated record. NCBI's taxonomy places the organism in Eukaryota, Metazoa, Chordata, Actinopteri, Labriformes, Labridae.